CCCAAGAAGGACCUGCCUAGGGGAGGCUAACAGGAAGGAGGAUUGGGGACAGUGCCUAGGGAAAUUCCAAUUAUGAAGUUUUUAAACCAAACUGUCCUUCUAGAAGAAAGUAUCUUGUUUCAAAUGAGAGAUACAAGCAGAAAGGCCAAGGUACCGAUCCUUCUCACCACCUUCUUAAACCCAUGACGAGAGACAAUAGCAUUGGCUUUGACAAUAGUCAUGUCAGAGCCGAAAGAGGCAGUUGACUUAUGAUGAUUCAACUUUUGACCGCUCAACAUGAAAAUAAUCAAGUAAUCCAAGAAGGUUAUUGCAUUCCCGGAGGAAGCGUGAAGGAAAAAGUAUGAAGCAUCUAGAAAUGAAAGAUGAGAGAUUGUCGGACAUCGAUGAUGGAACUUAAGAGCAUGGAGUAAGUUAAGAGACACAACAACAUUUAAUUAAAUCGGAAAACGAAACAUUGUGAACACAAGCAUACAUCCAAUUAACCAACUGUUCAUAGAAACAUAUUUAUCGCAUAACCUAGAAAAAACCAUCCUUUAACAUAAUCAUAUGCUUUCUCCAUAUCUACCUUCAAUGUCGUCCAUUUAUCUCGACCUGGAGAUUUAGUCUUCAAGAAAUGCAUAACCUUCUAUUUCAAUAUUGCAACGAUCACAUAUUCUCCAACGGUGCCCCAUAAAGGUGGGAAAGAGAUGCAUGUAAAUCCAUAAGAAUCGGGUGCUUGAUAGCCCACUUUGCUAAAAGUAAUAUCUUGAAUCUCAUCUCAAAAUGGAAAAUGAGUUGUUCAGGGGAGGAGUGACAAGAUUAGUAAGUCAUAGGAUAACCGCAAUAACCCGACUUCAGGUGCUUCGGAAGACAAAAGAUUAUGGAAGUAGAGGAUUGCUAGGUUUCAUAGAUUUUAGUUGUUUCAAUCAAGCUUUGUUAGCCAAGGUGCAUGGUGUGUGCUGAUGGAACCAAUGUUGCUUCUACCUUGUAUUUAACGUGCUAAAUAUUUUUUUAUCAUCAUCGGAUUAUCUGCCGGGUCACGCUGGAGCGAAUUCUUCUUGGGGGUGACGAAGUGUUAUCUUUGGCAGAGACCUUCUAAAAGGAAUUGGCUGGCGAGUAGGAAACAUUCACACCAUCAUUGCUUUCUCUAAUCCUUGGCUCCCAACGACUAUGUCGUCAGUCCCUCUUUCGUGGCCAAGAUUUUUCCUUCUUCUCCAUUUUUCUCCGCUCUAAUUGAUCCGGGAUCUUAGACAUGGAAUCGACAGGUUGUUCAACAUUUUUUUUCAUAAACGGAUGUAACAAUCAUUUUGGGCAUUCCUCUCCCAAGGCGGCAUGUUCAAUACCUGCUUAUCUGGCAUCUUGAACCGACUGAUAACUUUUUAGUUAAAUUAGCGUACCAUCUGGCUUUUAUGCAUCAUCGUUCUCCACCCUCAAAGCACGAUGUCUCUCUUGUUGAGCAAGGAAUUUGGAAGCGGUUGAGAAAGCUACUGCUAAAGCUUCUACUCUUUUGUGGCAAUGUCUCCAUCGAACUCUACUCACUUAUGAAGUUUUGGUGACUCGAGGUUUGGAUCUAACUCCUCUUUGUACGUUUUGCAGUCAGAAGGAUGAGACAAUAGAAUGACAUAUGGUUUACUUGGCCGAAAAAAUAAGUGGCUGGGAAAUGGGUUCCUUUGGGGAGUUUUGUUUGCUUUUCUUUAAGCAGGGUUGAUGGACUAGAUUAUGAGUAUAUGAUUUUGUUGGCUGUUUGCUUCUAACAUUUUUGGAAAAUUAGAUGCGGAGUUCAUUUUGAUCGCAAGCAAAUUCUACUUCACACUUUGGCAUCUCAAUCCCGUCACCAGGUUUCUAAGGCUGUCAAUGCACUACUUCACCACUCUCCCUCUCUUCCAUCUUCUUCAAGCAUUCUUAGUUGCGUCAACUCUACAUCUGGUACGACGAUCAGAUGCACUGUUAUUUCUGAUACAACUACAAGACUGGGAGACUCGGGGACUACCACUUUCAUUCUUCUCGAGCCUUAGGGUUCUAUUGUGGCUGCAUUAGCUUAGAGGAAUUACAGUAUAUAGAUGCUUACAUCCUCAAAGCUUUGGCGCAAUGUGAUUAUCUCCAGGAAUGUCAUAUGCAUCUGUUGCACCAUCUAAUCAUCGGUGGGAUGCUAAAACUAUCAUUAACAAGUUCCAAGCUCGUGAUACUUCGGAUGUCAAGAUAAGAGUUAUUCUAUAGGAAACUUGUUCGCAACUUGCUAAGAGUGUUGGUUCAAUGGUUCUUUUCAUUGUUCGAAAUAGAAAGAGGCGGCUCAUUCUAUGGCCCGUCAUGCUCUAUUGUUGUCUUCAUGCUCAGUAAUGAGGUUCGACUUUGUUUCUUGGUCGUGUAGUAUAUAGGUUCUUUGUAGGGGUGGAGGUUCAGUAUAAUUCUAUUUUGGACAAUAUAAUUUUAUUUCAUUUAUAUCAUUUGAAAACAAUAAAAUAAAAUUGAAAAUAAAAUUAUUUUAUACAAAAGAAUCUAACAAGAUCGAUUUUGACUAUUUUUUAUUUUUUUAAAUUUUUAUUCAUAUUAUGUAUUAGAAAUCCUUUUAAGUAAUUUUACAUAACAUAUUAUAUUAAAAAGCACUUCUAAUAGUUUUUCAUCCAAACACUCAACUGCUUUUUUGAAAAGUACUUUUUGUGGUGGAAAAACGGAGUACUACGGGCACCCCAACCGUUAAUCAUUAACCAUGCGAGAAGUUUCCACCCCCAUUACAUCAAAGUACAUCCAAUAAUUCAGGAGUGGAUCCGGUUCUUCUCUGAAGUGGAAACCAAGCGGCAGCCGAUGUCCCACCGAGGCAAGAUAAUCUGUUACAUAGUUCCCUUCACGAAUACAUGCACCAGUCGAACCUGCCACUCCCUAUCCAGAAGCAGACGAGCUGAUUGCAAUGCCAAGAAGUGGGGAUGCCUUUCUUUUGCUCCUUCGAUUAGCUGGAUAGCAGUUUGUGAUUCAGUCUGGAUCACCACUCGCCGGAAGCCCUCGUUCCAUGCCAUCUGUAAUCCUUGCACAAUGCCUUCAAGUUCAGCUCUAGUGAUGGAGGCUUCACCAACGUUCCCUGCAAAAGCCUUCAGGAUCCGGCCACUCUCGUCUCUCAAAACACCACCUGCCGCAGCCUGGCCAUUCAUCACCGAUCCGUCUGUAUUCAACGGUGGCUCCCAACUGACUUCCUGUCUACGCCUCACCGGGGAAUUUUUCGCUGCCAACACAUCCCGCUUUGAUGCUUGAUUUACUUGUUGAAGCAGCUCGGUCGCUCUGUGCCUUAUCGCCUCUGGUGGUGAGCUCUGAACCUACAUGUUUAUUUGGGUUCGACCUGAACCUCCCAUUAACAAGCAACGACAAGGAUAUAUAUGAGGCCGGAGCUGAGCAGGCGGACCCGACGGUCAAAGGCGAUGAUGUGUGCAAGGUGGAUGUUGACGACGUUUUGGAAGUGGAGGAGCUAGUGAACGAAUAUCAUCCGGAACAGGACGAAAACACGGACCACGUCCAAUAUGGCCUCGACGUGGAGAAGAACGACCAUUUCAUGCCGCACCCAGACGAUCGCGUUGAUGUCGACGACGACGGGGGGCGGAGAAUGGCGUCGAUGCCAACAAUGGUGGUAGGGUUAACCCCUAAGUCGUUACGACUUCCUUUGAAUUUGUACUGUUUUACUAUCGGUACAACUAAUGUUUCGGCAAAAAUGUACUAGUAGUUAUGUUUCAAGUUAGAUAGUGGUAGUAUUAUUGUAGGGAUAGUCACCUAGUGGAAGUCCCCUAGUGGUAUUCAUCUAGUGGUACUCAUUUAGUGGUAGGCACGUAGUCAUGAGUCAUCUAGUGGUAGUCAUUUAGUCGUAGUUAAUUAUUGGUACUUCCCUAGUGGUAGUAGGAUACGGGUAAGAGGGUAAAUAGUGUGACUUGAUAAUAUCACUUAAGUUAUACCAGCAAUAGUCAUUUACAUUGGUACCAAUACCAUUACAGUGGAGACAUUACCAUUAAAAUUGUACCUGUAAAACUCAAUCGGUACCAGUCUAUUAAUGGUACAAGUGCCAUUAAUUAGGUACUGGUAUUAGUAAUGGUACCUGUACCACCGAUCUGGUACCAGUCUUCAGUAAUUGUUACCAGUACCAUUAAUUUGGUACCAUUCUUAUUAAUGUAAGUAGUACCACUGAUUAUGUACCAGUCUUAGUAAUGGUUACACGUAGCAGUAAUUGGUACCACUCUUAUUAAUGGUACGAGUACCACUGAUUUGGUACCAGUCUUACUAAUGGUUACCAGUAGGGAUGGCAAUGGGUCGGGUUGGGUCGGGUUUUUCAAAAACCAAACUCAAACCCAAACCCAUGGGUUUAUCCGUGAAAAAAAUCUGGGGUAAAACCCACUGAGUUUGAAAAACUCAAACCAACCCAACCCGCUGUAGAGGUGGGCAACGGGACGUGUUUGGGUACCCGUCCCGUUUGAUAUGGGUACCCAUUCCCAUUUGGAGAGUAACUCCAUCCCAUGUCCCAAACCCAUACGGGUUUACGGGUACCCGUUACCCAUACGGGACGGAUAACGGGUACCCGUUGGUACCCAUAAAUUCCUAGAAUGACAAAGUUCCCACAAACAAUUCCUACUAACACUUAGAAACAACACCAAGUUUCUGUUAACCUUCGUCACAAUAGCAAAUUUGGAAUUCACAUACACCAUUCGGCUAAACUGGAGGGAGAGUUGUAGCAGUUCAAUUAUCAAAACAAAGAUAUUAAGAAAGCUAGUUUCGUUGAAGACCAAUUCAUAACAAAAUACCCCUACCAUUUUAGAUAAUUAUUAUCUCAACUAAUAAUGAAAAGGGAAAGAUAGAAACCUACUGUGGAAUUAAGUUUCUCGUCACUAACCUGAACUAAAGCCGCCACCAGCAGCAUGCCGAAUGGGAGAGGGCAGGGGAGAGAGCUGGGCUGGAUGGCUGGGGAUGGAGUCGGGCUCGGACCUCGGAUUAGGCUAGAGUUGGGGAAUGGUGUUGGGCUAUGGGCGGGUAGUACGGGUACCCGUAGUACCCAAACGAGUAUUAACGGGUAACCCACGGAUACCCAUUGUAAAAUUUAUGAUCCCAAAUCUCAUCCCGUAAAAAAAAUUACGGGUAUUUGGGUACCCGUAACCCUAAAAAAAAGGACGGGUAUGGGUAUACCCAAAUACCCGUUUCCCGUUUCCCACCCCUAACCCGCUGGGUAUCCGCGGGUUCAUGGGUACCCAUGGUUUUUGUCGUAAAAAAUUUACAAUAACAAG
This is a messenger RNA of Linum trigynum, 5228 nucleotides long. NCBI's taxonomy places the organism in Eukaryota, Viridiplantae, Streptophyta, Magnoliopsida, Malpighiales, Linaceae. The record is from the annotation of a GenBank genome assembly.